Pseudonaja textilis is the source of this 3135-nucleotide messenger RNA. RefSeq names its product cell growth regulator with ring finger domain 1 (gene CGRRF1). Lineage: Eukaryota; Metazoa; Chordata; Lepidosauria; Squamata; Elapidae. Gene Ontology annotation, biological process: negative regulation of cell growth. The record is from RefSeq and is a predicted model, not a curated record.
ACAACAAAAGGAGGAGGAAGUGGCGGGUCGGGAGGUGGCGCUUCCCGAUUUCUUGGCAGGCAUGCGCUUCAUGUGCGCAUGCGCCCUUAGAUGACAACAAAAGGACGGUGGUGGUUGGGAGCGGGAGGGUCGCUUCUUUCUCUUCUUUGUUACCUGAUGGCUGCUGCGUUGUUGGUGACCCUGUACGAGUAUUCCCCGCUGUUCUACAUCGCCUUGGUGUUCGUUUGCUUCUUGGUAACCAGCGGUCUCAUAAUGGGCUGGUUUGGAUGGGAUGUUCCUGUAAUUCUGAGGAAUUCAGAAGAAACUGAAUCAAUUGUGAAAGUGUCUCAGAAAAAGAUGCGGCAAGUGAAAAAUCCAUUCAGUUUAGAAAUCAAAAACCCAGAAACUGCUUCAGCUUUAAAUGGCAUUACCCUGGUGUCUAAUUGCCUGGAAGACUCUCUCCUUUCAUGCUAUUGGGGCUGCAGCGUGCAAAAGGUCCAUGAUGCUCUGCAGAAGCAUGCCUACAGCAUUCGAAUAAAAACUCCCCAGUCUUUUGAGGAUGCAAUGUGUCAUGAGUAUCUGUAUUGUCAACAGUAUUGUAUAAAGAAGACAGAAGAACAGGAAAAGCAUAGCCGGUUACCAGAAGAGGCAGACACCAAUGAUUUUGGUCUAGUGCCUAGAUCUCAGUACCCAUUAGUGGUACUGUUAACCCUUGCUGACGAAGACAACAGAGAAAUCUAUGACAUUAUUUCAAUGGUAUCAAUAAUACAUAUUCCAGAUGCCAGUUACAGGCUUUCCUGCCGGAUACUGUAUCAAUAUCUCCUUUUGGCCCAAGGUCAAUUUCAUGAUCUAAAGCAAUUGUUCAUGUCUGCCAGCAACAAUGCAUCCUCUCUAAGUGACUCUUUCUCCAAUGAAAGGACUGAAGACCACGUCCUGCUUGAAAAGGCUGGCCUGGUGGAGACUGAGUCAGAAGUGCUGGAAGAGAGCAGCAAGGACUGCAUCGUCUGCCAAAACCGAGCUGUCAAUUGGGUGCUUCUUCCUUGCCGACACACCUGCCUAUGCGAUGAGUGCGUGAAGUAUUUCCAACAAUGCCCUAUGUGCCGGCAGUUUGUGAGAGAAUCAUUUCCAUUAUGCAGCUAGAGAAAGUGACCCUUGCAAAAGAGGAUCCUGUGUAUUAUACUUAUUCAGGAGCUCUGUGGCAAAGAAUUGAUAAACCUUUCAGCUGUUGGUUUUGCAACAGCAUCUUUGAUCUCACAUUUCCUUCUACUUGAAUGAUGUUUGGUGCCUGGAAAACCUCUGAAGCAGCAUUGUUAUUUUCCUUAACCAGGCACUUGGAAGCAUCACUGUGAAGGCCAAUGACAUAGGAACCUCAAUUUAAUCUUCAGGAAUAGGACAAAGGGGGAAGAACUUUAGGCAACAGAAGCAAUGCACUGAACAAUGAAGGACAUAAUUAGGGGGGAAGCGGGGGGACGGACGGACAACUUUUUAAGUAUUUCCAGAACAUAUUAUUUCUAGCUAUAUUCCAACAAACACGGAGCAUAUGGAGAACAAAUAUCCUCAUAUGUAAGAAGCAUUGGCAAUCUUUAUUUAUUUAUAAAGGUAUUAGAGUAAAUAUCACAUAGCUUGGCUUUCAGCCAUUAGCAAUGUUGCACUUUUUAAGUUAUAGUAGAGAGCAGGGAAAGGAAAUGCCUAACAAUUCACUACAUAGGUUUAAAUGUCUUUUGGUUAUGCCAGCCUUUGUCAGUUUCAUGAUCUUGAAAUGACACAGGCUGGAAGUUCAAGAGUCCUGACAUAUCUGAAAUUGCCAAGUUGGGAGUGGCUGGUAUAUUCAGUUUUCUUGGGCUUGCUGGAUCUAAGUGUUUACCUUCAUCUGCAGAUGCACGUAUGGCAUUGGGUGUGAAUUGUCACUCCCAGCAAAAGGAUGUCUACAAGAUACAUAUUCAAGCAAAUAUUCAUUGAACCGCAAAUCAGUUUCCACUUGUCUUGUUCUUGGACGCUAAAAAUUCAUUUGCCUCAGGCAAUUUUAGACAUGACAUGACAUUGGUGAUGUCAUGAAAAGCUGAUAUGGUCCAAACUCAGUAUGAAGUAAAUGAUUCUGUAGACAAGGGAGAGUUCAUUUGAAGACUCUUAUGCCUUCAAGUGGAAGUAUUUUGUGUAGACCUUGCCUCCUGUCCAAGAUGUCACUUUUUGUCAGCAUUUGGACAUCUCACUCUUUGACUUAUCCAAAUUCCAAAUACAAUUUUAGCCCCUGUAGCAAUUGUAUGGUUUAGUUGAAAUAAGAUGAUGUCUGCAUUCAUGCAUACAUCAUGCAUAGCCAUAAUUGUUUGUUUUUGGUUGAGAAUCUAGCCAAUUCUGGUUUAUUAAAACAAAACAUGGGUUACAAUAUUUCGCUUUAAUGUGUGAAUCUAAACAAUGACUUACGAUUCCUACCUCACCCUUUAGGCUCAUGUUAGUAACAUGGAACACUAAGCCCUGUUGAAUGAGAUAAGCUAGGCAGCCAAUACUUUUUACAAAUAAAUAAACAUACAACCACUAGCUUCUCUAUGUUCAGAGUAUCAAGAGUGAAUAUGGAAAAAAGUUUACUUUCCACCUGUUUUCUUUUUCAUCUAUAAAACCUACAUAAUCCAGCCAUUGUGGAUUCACACAGCUUGGUGUGAUGUGCCAAACUAUCAAGUUGUUGCUUAUUCAAGCAGCAGUAGCUUAAUGUAAUGGUUAGUAAUCAGUGGUAGCCAUCACUUCAGGGGCCAGAUGUUAUCACCAUCUUAAAUUAUGGCACAGCCCACCCACCCCCACCCCAUACAUUAUAUGGUUGAAUAUAGACAUGGAAUCUUAGAAGAUUCUUGUUAUCUCAUUCAGAAGAAUUUGUGAGUUUAUUGCAUUCUCACCUAACAUUUCAAAAUAUAUCGAUUUUUUAAAAAAUGUUGGGAUACCUCUGCUGAUCUGUAGCUGAGCGCAAUGGGAUUACCUCUCUUUCAAUUCAUUCCAAAGUCUCAGUGAGCAAAUACAUAUUUGUUACGAAUUUUUUAACAUAUCUCUAAGAAACAUAAAGUAGAAUGAAGAAAGGUAAAGAAAGGGGAUGAGGGAGGAAAGAAAAGAUGAAGAUGCCAGUUCUUUAGCAUGUGCACCAAAUCUGAAAUAAACACAAGUAAACCAGAC